Molecule: messenger RNA, 1525 nt
Organism: Pollicipes pollicipes
Lineage: Eukaryota; Metazoa; Arthropoda; Thecostraca; Pollicipedomorpha; Pollicipedidae
Product: nucleosome assembly protein 1-like 1-B
Exons: 9
Coding region: 131-1339 (402 amino acids)
Biological process (GO): nucleosome assembly
Cellular component (GO): nucleus
Source: RefSeq, a predicted model, not a curated record
CGCGGUUCCCGGGGUUUGGUGCGGCCUGUUUGUGCAGGAGAGAGAGUUGGGGUGUAAGUGACAUUUGUACAUUUUUAGUGGUGGGCUGCUAUCAAAUCAGAUCUUACAUCUGUCAUCUGUCCAAUCCAGCAUGUCCAAAGACCCAGAGAAGGGGCUGGAGACAAUGGAUGACGCCGAAAGUGAGCAGCAGCAGCAGCAACAGCAGCAACAACAGCAGCAGCAGGGGGAGAGUGGCAACGAGAGCGCCAGCGUGGCCGCCCAGCUGAUGCGCAACCCGCAGGUGUUGGCCGCGCUCCAGGGCCGGCUGGACGGCAUGAUCGGCUCACCAUCCGGCUACAUCGAGAGUUUACCCAAGGUUGUCAAGCGAAGGAUCAAAGCGCUGAAGAACCUUCAGCUGAAAGCCACCAACAUUGAAGCUGCCUUUUAUGAGGAGGUGCACGCGUUGGAGUGUAAAUACCACAAACUGUACAUGCCUCUAUAUGAACAGCGCUCGUCGGUGGUGAGCGGCGAGUACGAGCCGACCGACGCCGAGUGCGAGUUCACGCUCGACGACGAGAUCAGCCUCGAAAUGGAGGACAAGGCCACCAUCGGCGACGGCGACGCCAAGCUACACGGCAUGGACGAGCACACCAAGGGCAUCCCCGACUUCUGGCUGACCGUCUGCAAGAACGUGGAGCUGCUUUCGGAGCUGAUCCGGGAGCACGACGAACCCAUCCUCAAACACCUCACCGACAUCACGGUGGCGUUCUCCGAGAAGGAGCCCAUGGGCUUCACGCUCGAGUUCCACUUCUCGUCCAACGAGCACUUCACCAACACGGUGCUGACGAAGGAGUACUUCAUGAAGUGCCGGCCCGACGACAAGGAGCCGUUCACGUUCGAGGGCCCCGAGAUCUACAAGUGCAAGGGCUGUACGAUAGACUGGCAGAAGGGCAAGAACAUCACGCUCAAGACGAUCAAGAAGAAGCAGAAGCACAAGUCGCGCGGCAGCACGCGCACCGUCACCAAGACGGUGCAGAACGACUCGUUCUUCAACUUCUUCAACCCGCCGUCCGUACCGGACGACCCGGACGCGGACGUGGACGAGGAGGUGCAGGGCCAGCUGACUGCCGACUUUGAGAUCGGUCACUAUAUCCGCGAGCGCAUCGUGCCGCGCGCCGUGCUCUACUUCACCGGCGAGGCGCUUGAGGAGGACGACUACGACGACGAGGAGGAAGAGGAGGACGGCGACGAGGGCAGCGAGGAGGACAUGGACGACGAGGAGGACCCCGACUUCGACCCCAAGAAAGCCAGAGCGCCAGGCGGCAAAGCCGGCGACCCGCAGGAGUGUAAACAGCAAUAGACGCCUCGGCCGCGCCCGCUGUCCUGUCGGGUGGCCCCAUUCCUGAUUCACAUUCGCCCCCGGCCCCCACGCCCCCGAUUGCUGACACUGACGCCCGGUGUUCUGAUGUGUGUUGAUGUACUUCUGCGAUAGCCGACCGCCGGCGUCGCUUGCGCCGGCCGGCCCAUAAUAAAUCUUCGUUCUGUG